Molecule: messenger RNA, 942 nt
Organism: Pectinophora gossypiella (pink bollworm)
Lineage: Eukaryota; Metazoa; Arthropoda; Insecta; Lepidoptera; Gelechiidae
Exons: 4
Coding region: 225-872 (215 amino acids)
Source: RefSeq, a predicted model, not a curated record
CCGUUAGAGGCGCGUGCGCAUCCCACAGUGUGAAGGGAGCUUGAGGAUGGAGGUGUUAAUAUUACCUACUAAGACUAAACUUCAAUAAGAUUGCCCAAUCAAGAAGGAAAAAGUGUAUUUAUGAAGUGGAAUUGUGAAAAAACUACUGAAUUUUUUUUAUAUAAGUAGUGAGGACUUUUCUAAAUAACAUACAUAAACUCACGCCUAUUUCACUCCUGGCAAUCAUGAAUCUGAAGCUAAACAAUGACGCCAGACGGAGAUCAUUGCACCCGUUGGAGAGGAAGGAGAGAACUGCACAUGCUAUCAAGGAAGAACGCCGUCGCACUGGCCGCUACAUAGCCAUCCUAGUGGGCAUAUGCCUGUUCCUGCUGGCAAUAUACCAUGCUUGGGUGCGGCGGAUCCCAAUAGUGGCCAGCCUGGUGGUGCCGGCUCUCAUCAUGUUCGUCUACGUCGGCUGGGUGCUCUACACCGCCUCCAGGGAUAAGCAUAAGUUGCUGGACGCAGAGGCAGCUCUAAACGCAGCACAGGAAGCCGAGAUGGAAGCUAUGAACGAGGCACAGAACAAUAUAGAAAUCUCAGUUAUUCCCGGCAAAGAGAUUCCGAAAGUCACUUCACCAGAUGUUCAUAACUGGACAGAGAUAUCAACAGCAUUACUUAAAGAAGUCUCCAAAGACGAAAGAACCUUCGUAAAACCGGUAAUCCUGGUAAAUGAUAAGCUCCACGAAGACUCUGAUCAGGCUUGGACCAACUUAGUGGAAAGUGUUGUUAACAAUGAAAAGUUUAAAGGUUUCCCAACUCGGAGAAAGUUUAGGAGAAAAUUUUGUAGGAGUAAAAGGAACGCUGUUUUCAAAAGGUCUUAUUCGAUAGCCUGAUUGUUAUAUUCCGUAAGGUCUUCAUUUGUAAUUUUAUUCUUAUUUUGCUAAAUAAAUUAUCAGUAUGUUA